Anthonomus grandis grandis is the source of this 1921-nucleotide messenger RNA. RefSeq lists its product as uncharacterized. Lineage: Eukaryota; Metazoa; Arthropoda; Insecta; Coleoptera; Curculionidae. The coding region runs from base 1115 to 1789 and encodes 224 amino acids. The transcript has 3 exons. The record is from RefSeq and is a predicted model, not a curated record.
AACUAGGUAUCAAUGUUUUGUACUUUUGAACUUUUAAAUAGAAUCUUAAGUUGUUUAAAAUUUUUGUUAUAUUCAAAAUGUUCUGAGGCUAUCUAUUUUUAAAUAUUUUUAUGCUUUAUUCAUGGCUUAUCGUUUAAUUAAUUUGAGGGCAUUUGGCCUUUCACAGCUCAUUGGUCAAAGAGGGUGCUUAUUGACAAAACAUCAAAUAUGGAUUUACUAUUAAGCAUUUAGAUUUUAGGCAAUAAACCAUCUGUUUUACAUGAUUGACAUUAAAAUCAACGAAAACUCAACAACAACUUCAAUAGAAAUAUUAAAUAAAUAUAAUUUGCUAUACACAAACGCAAAACCAUACAUAUAGAAAAAGGAAAGUGGAUGGACACAAAAAAUACUAUCUUAAAACGAAAUAAUAAAAAACACGUGACAGUCCUAGAAAAAUACAAAUACCUUGGUAUUAAUCAAAAUAUAAGAAUUAAUAAGAAACCACAAAAAAAAGCCUAAAAAACAAUAAAAAAAAAGACUGGAGGACUAGACUAAACUCAAUUCUCGAAACAUGUUCAAAGCAAUCCUCACAUAUUCGUUUGGAAUAGAACACUGAAAACAGGCAGAUCUACAAGCACUCAAUAGACUCGCUUGCACACAACACAGGAAACUAAGUACAUCCAAACUCACAAGAAUUACAAUUAGCAGAAAAAGAGGAAGAUGAGGUCUUAUUAUCGUACAAGCACUAUACUCUAAAAUAACAGAAAAUCGAUAAUAGGAUGACGUAAACAUAGACAUCAGCUGUAUAUGGUUCGAACAAGGAAGGAUAAACCCAGAGACAGAAGAAUUCCUACUUGCCAUACAGGAUCAAGGAAUUAAUACUCCACACUGAGAUCUUAAAUAAACUGCAGCCAAGUAGAAUCGACAAACCAUAUUACACACAUCACUCAGUCACUGACAGGGUCAGUCACUGACAUUCACUCUGUACUAUGACAGACCAAUACCAACCGAUAAAACAGUAGCAGCUAAGAGGCCAGAUGUAGUACUACUAAUAAAUAAACAAACCAAAACAACGUACCUUAUAGAUAAUGCCGUAGCGAAUGAUAAAAAUUUACGUGCGAAACUUACGGAAAAAAUGCACAAUUAUCUACCACUAGCCGAAGAAGUAAAAAGAAUAUUGAACCACGAAACAACGAUUCUACCGAUCAUAAUUUCAGUAACAGAAUUGGACACAAACAUGAGGCAAGCAAUAUCAGCAAACGAAAGGCUAGCGUUGACGCUACGAUUUUUAGCUACUGGGAGAUCGUUUGAGGAUCUAAACUUUUCCACUAUCAUUUCUCCUACAACCCUAAGUGAAAUUGUGAUGGAGGUUUGCAACGCCAUAAUUGAAUUAUUGGCAGACUACAUCAAAAUACCAUUGACCGGAGACGAAUGGGAGAAAAUAGCAAAGGACUCUGGGGCAAAGUGGCAAUUUUGGAACUGCCUUGGGGCAAUAGACGGAAAACACGUUCACAUUAUUAAACCAGCAAAUUUUGGAUCAAGGUACUAUAAUUACAAGGGCACUCACAGCAUCGUUUUGAUGGCGAUUGUAGAUGCUAAUUAUAAUUGUAUAAUGGUUGAUGUUGGCACUAACGGACGGGUAUCGGAUGGUGGAGUUCUUUACAAUACCGAUUUUUGGGAAAUGUUCCAAAACAAUCGGUUAAAUAUUUCUGAUGCCUCAAAACUGCCAAAUACCGCCGAAAAAUUUCUUUACGUUUUUAUAGGGGAUGAUGCCUUUUGCGCUGAGCAAACAUUUAUUGAAGCCAUUUAGCCAAGAGGAUUUAUCAGUGACAAACCGGAUUUUUAAUUACCGAUUGUCACAGGCUCGCCGAGUAGUUAAAAACGCAUUUGGCAAAAAUGUAAAAUAUAACUUUCCUGUUCCAAUAAAACACUAUUUACUUAC